Molecule: messenger RNA, 1278 nt
Organism: Macadamia integrifolia
Lineage: Eukaryota; Viridiplantae; Streptophyta; Magnoliopsida; Proteales; Proteaceae
Exons: 4
Coding region: 144-560 (138 amino acids)
Source: RefSeq, a predicted model, not a curated record
CGUUUGUCUUUGCAUACGCGCCAAAUCCUAAGCCGCAAAGUAGAAUUGUGAAGUUUUGGUUUUCUCUGGUCUCUUCAGAAGAGCGAUGAGGACGACGAUCAGAUAUCUCCACUGGAACACCUUAGUAGACCUGACACUUUAGCAUGGAGACCUUGGUCUCCUCCUUUGUUCUUGUAUUGGGAAACUUGAAGAACCAUCCCGCCUCACAAAUAUCAGCAAAUCGUAACCCUAAUACCCCAAAUCUCGUCCACAGGAACAGGAGUAAGAUUUUGAUUACAAAUCGCAAGUUUCAGGCAAGGGUUCGGGCCACUGGUGACUUUUCUGCUGCCGUAGAUACGGCUCAGGUGGAGCUCAGCUGGCAAAUUGUCGUUGGCACUAUAGCUGGAGUGACUCCUUUUGUGGUGGCAGGAAUUGAGUUCGGCAAACGAAUUGUAGCACAGAGAAGAUGUGAGGUUUGUGGAGGUUCUGGACUUGUUCAAAGAGAGAAAUACUACUUCCGCUGCCCUGGCUGUGGUGGAUUUCUCCCAUGGCAGUCAUGGAGAAGAUUCUUUUCAGGUUAAAUUCCUCCUAAUGUUAUCCAAAAUGGAAGGAAGGGGGAACAUCUCUGCUUAAGGCCAGCAGUCUAAUCUUUAGCUUAUGAAUUCAUAAAGACAGAUACCUCUAGUGGAACUUCACUAUAUGCUAAUUGAGCAUCUAUGAUGCUUUAUGUACUGGUACAGAUGAGAAUCGUGCUGUCUUUUGAAUUUGUCAAGAAUAUGGAAAUGGAUUUUGUAGAAGAAUCAUGCAGUAAACAGAUUUUGGAUGAUCCAGGAAUUCUUCGUGAAGGAGCUUAGCUGACAAAGAAAGCAAUCCUUUUCAAUGUAAUAAUUUUUAAAUUUGCCAAAUUUACUGAGGUAGCCCCUUGGUAGAUGGUAUAAGAAAUCCCUCUUUUCUUAAAUGGAGGAAGGUCAAUCUGUGCUUGGAGAUAUGUGAUACAGAUGAGAAGAACAAUCCUGAUGUUUCCAUGAGCUUUUUCAUCAUUUUGUAAGUUGAGCAUAUUAGCCCCAGCCAAAAGACAGAAGGAGAUGUUUUACACUGCUGCACCCCUGUUAAUUUAUGGUUUCAAGAAAUGCCUAUAGAAAAAUGUGGAAUAGCUUGUCAAGUUGUUCUUGAAGGUACACUUCUUGGAAGUUUUGCCUCUUUUCUACAGAAAGGCAGCUUCCAUUUGAAGGCACCUAAAAAUUCACAUGAAUUCAUGAGAAUAUAUAUUGAUCUGUUCCUGUUAGGACGGUACUACAC